UUCCAGAAUGGUUUAAAAAUAAAAAAAAAAUAUUCCAGAAUGGUUUAAAAAUAACAAAAAUAUUCCAGAAUGGUUUAAAAAUCAAAAAAAAAUAUUCCAGAAUGUUUUAAAAAUAAAAAAGAUAUUCCAGAAUGGUUUAAAAAAUCUAAACAAUACUCCAAAACGGUUUAAAAUAAUAAAACAUAUUCAAUAUUUUUUUUUAAAAUAAUCAAGAAAUAUUCCAAAAAUGGUUUAAAAAUAGUCAAAAAAAUUUCCAAAAUUAUUUAAAAGCAGUUCUGAAGUGAUCUAAAAUAGUCGAGAAUAGUUGAAAAUUCGACAUAAAAAACCUGGAACUUAUUCAGAGAAGAAGAUGUACAUAAUAACACAAGACAAAAUAACGGAGGAAAGGAAGCGCCUCAGAAGGGCCACAGAAGGGAAACAGGGUGGACACAGAAUGGCCACAGGGUGGUUACAGAAGGGCCACAAGGUGACCACAGAAGGGCCCCAGGAUGGUCAAAGAAGGGCCAGAGGAGGAUCAUAGGAGGGCCACAGGAGGGCCACAGGAGGGCCACAGGAGGACCACAGGAGGACCACAGGAGGGCCACAGGAGGGCCACAGGAGGACCAUAGGAGGACCACAGGAGGACCAUAGGAGGGCCACAGGAGGACCACAGGAGGGCCACUGCAGUACCACAGGAGGACCACAGGAAGACCACAGGAGGACCACGGGAGGACCACAGGAGGGCCACAGGAGGACCACAGGAGGGCCACAGGAGUGAGUCGCGCAGGGUUGGUAGCGCCACUAGUGUUGAGUUGGAGGUGUGAGUGUGAGGGUGUAGGUAGAGAGCUACUGAACAGUCUCUCUCUCUCUCAUCGUGCACGCACAGGUGUGUGCUUGUGCACCCGCGGGGCUUAUUGCAAGUGUCUGACGAACGCGUCAUCCGAAGGGCUUCAAACUCUCAGCGGUGGUGUACUAUAACCAGGACAACCUUCAUGCAAGUACUGGCAUGUGCAGAUGCCAUCUCUCGCCACUUUUAUAUAGACCAUUCCAAGCUUCUGGCAAUCGUUGGAAAACUCCAGAACGACUCUUCCGAUCGGCAUUAAACUUUCAGCUCUUGUGUAUCUUACAAGAAGGAUGUGUGGGCUGACUCAGGGCAUCCUGCAGGCGACGCUGCUGGGUCCUUUCUGCAUCCUGAUCCUCUUCCUCGUAUCACCAGGUAACAGUCUUCGCUGCAUCAACUGCACCAGUCUGAGAGAUGCCAGGUGUCUGGACGGUGUUGGCAGUGAACAGGAGUGUGCUGACACUGAGAACUACUGCGUCUCCUACACUGGCUAUCUCAAGAAGGGCCAGGCGCAAGUGUUGUUCCGGGCGUGUACGGAGACCAACAUGUCUCAUUUCUGUGGUGUACACUUCGAAAAUCUCACCCACAACCGGGUGGAGCGUCUGAUAGCUUGCUACCGCACCUGUAACACCGACCUGUGUAACACCCACCAUAUGGAAUACAUCAACCAGUCCACCACCGCUGUCUUCCACUCCCUGCCACUGGCCGCCACUGCCCUCCUAGCUGCCGUCUCCACUCUUGCUUUUAGACUCUGUCUCGAUACAUGAUUGACCGACCCGCUGGCUCUGUCAGUACAGCUCUUUAACUCCAUGUUAAAGAUGGAAUUCUUUACCAUAUAAAUUCAAGUAAUGUUUAUAUAUGUGUAUAUGUGUUAAUUUAUUGAUUGGAAAUGAAUGGUAUGCAGGUAAAUCGUAGAGAGAGUAAAUCAAGCUUGAGGCCUUUCGGUUCUUACAAAGGACCUUCGUCAGAAGCUCGCAGUUCAGAUAUUCAGGUUUAAAUAGAGAAUGCGUGCUUUCAGGAGCAUCACGGGUCGAGAAUGAGAAAAGGUUUUGACACCAGGGUGCCAUACUGAGCACCCACGGGUGGCCAGACAGUGUAAGGGAAGGGAAA
Cherax quadricarinatus is the source of this 1930-nucleotide messenger RNA. RefSeq lists its product as uncharacterized. NCBI's taxonomy places the organism in Eukaryota, Metazoa, Arthropoda, Malacostraca, Decapoda, Parastacidae. The record is from RefSeq and is a predicted model, not a curated record.